This is a messenger RNA of Pisolithus orientalis, 842 nucleotides long. RefSeq lists its product as uncharacterized. The record is from RefSeq and is a predicted model, not a curated record. Bases 339 to 671 code for a protein of 110 amino acids. The transcript has a single exon. Lineage: Eukaryota; Fungi; Basidiomycota; Agaricomycetes; Boletales; Pisolithaceae.
CAGGAUUUUCCGGUUUUGAUAACGGGCACAAUAUAUAAUUCAAUUUGGCUUGUCGAGAUGACACAGCAAAACACAUGAUCAAAUACUCGCUGUAUAUGGAUAUCGAGAAGUUGCUUAAUCCAAAUGAUCUUACCACGACAUAGUACGACGUUGGCCUCCCAAGUUCCCCUCGCGCUCCCGAUCAUAUCGAGGUAACCGGACUUACGCCAACGAUGAGGUCGCGCACAUCAGAGUCGUACAGUAUAAAGUGAUCAUGGACUGAGCAUGGGGGAAGCACUGAUCAACUUAACCUCUAACCUCUGCGUUUUGUUCUUCUUAGCAUCACUCUUCACUCCAUUAUGAACAGCCUACCUCCCGCACCCAUUACCUCACUCACUCCAGAGCUCGUAGAGCGACUUCGCGGACAGGCGCUGGAUGUACUGUCGUACCUCGUGAAGACCAACUCUGCUACUACCUACUUCAAGGAAUCCAAUGUUUUACCGCAGUUCCGGGCUGCGCUUAAUCUCACCGACGGCGGUAACCAAAUAGACGCUCAGGAUUACCCUGUGGAGACUUUUGUAGCUAGUUUAGUCGUGGGCUUCCUGAUCAUGUGCCUCAUUUUGUACUGGCUUAUCACGGUGCCCUCAGAGGUUUUGCCUGUGGAGGGUGCAGCACGUAGAGGUCAGGCUUAAUGACCUGAACAUACGCCUUUUCAUGAUUCUAGAGAAGGGGAUAUCUCCCGACAUGGUGGUCGACUAAGCCGCACAGGUAUCUCUUGAUAGGUGCUACGAAAAGUGAUCUGCUUACGUAGAUGCUUGAAGGUAACUUCGUCGAGUAGAAGGGAAACUUAUCUAAACCAUGAU